Messenger RNA from Botrytis deweyae, 1230 nucleotides. RefSeq lists its product as uncharacterized. The transcript has 2 exons. Gene Ontology annotation, biological process: regulation of transcription by RNA polymerase II. Gene Ontology annotation, molecular function: DNA-binding transcription factor activity, RNA polymerase II-specific; zinc ion binding. The record is from RefSeq and is a predicted model, not a curated record. Lineage: Eukaryota; Fungi; Ascomycota; Leotiomycetes; Helotiales; Sclerotiniaceae. Bases 1 to 1230 code for a protein of 409 amino acids.
AUGGAAUCUGUUAGUACUCCUGUUCUACGGCAACCCGGAGUCCCUUUGCUAAGGAAAUCUCACUCUGGGUGUCGUGACUGUAGAGUUCGUAAAGUGAAGUGCGAUGAAAUAAAGCCCAUCUGUUCCAAUUGUCGACGACGAUAUAUCAACAUUUUCCAAUGUGAUUGGAGUACGGGCUCCCAGAAGUCCAAGAAGUCAGCAGUGCAGCGUUUUUCAACGUCCAUUAUACCUGCACCUAGUUCUAGCCUCGAAACACACCCAAACACCCUAGCAGAUACAACAAGCCCAUGGCGAUCUCUAGAACUCCGCUUAAUGUACCAUUACAGUACAAUAGUGAGUAAUCUCAUGCCCGCCUGCCUAGGCGCUCCAGCGCGCGCAUGGCAACACACCAUUCCGCAGCUCUCUUUCGAUUCCGAAAUCGUGCUCAAUCCCAUGCUCGCGCUCUCGGCACUCCAUCUGCAUACAUAUACACCCCAUGAUUCUCUUCUAAGUAUUGCAUUAAGACGCUAUCUCGAUCGUACACUUGUGAAUCAUCGGCAAGCGCUUUCAGAAGGCGAAGAACUCUCAGAACAGCUUUGGCUUUCGGCGAUUUUGUUGUGUCAUGUUUAUUGGUUGCUUUCGCGUCAGAAACAGAAAGAUGAAGAGUAUGAGAUACCGGUUCAAGCGAUCAGGAUGUUGGAGGGUGUGAAUGUAGUGUUUAAGCAGAAGAGAAGGUUACUGGAUCGAUUGGGAUAUGCUCCGUAUAAAUUUGAAAGCUUGCCUAGCGUUUUAUCGCAAGAUGAGCUAUCUAGAAUUGCAAAAUUCCGAAUGAGGAGAAUAGAAGAAGAUCUCGAUCACUUGGUAAAUGCAUUUUCCAUAUCCACGGAAUCCGAAACUAUUCAAAGUGUCUAUCUGGAAGCGAAAGAAUCAGUACUAUUUCACUACCGAGCAUUUUUCUCCGGUACGAGUGCGCAGAUUCUGAGACGUAUGGUUACGGUUAUGCCGGCUAGAUUUCAGUUGGAUUUUCGUGUAUUACUUGAACAUCAUGAUCCUUUGGCAAUGGCAUUAUGGGCGAGAGGGUUGGUUUUGUUGAAGGGAUUGGAUGAUACGUGGUGGGUUAAUGGCGGAGGUGAAUAUGAAGUUGUGGAGAGGGAUGUGAGGGGUAUGAGGGGAUUGAUGCCGGAGAAGUUUCGGUGGACUAUGGAUUGGCCUUGUAAAGUUUUGGAUGGGGAAAUUGUGUUGGAGAGGUGA